AUGUUUAGGAAGUCAGUAUCCAAGGUGGUGCCCUCUAGGGCUCUGCUUCGUCCCCACCGCGGUUUUUCCACUUCACUCCCCGUCAAGAGAAUCGUUGCGACUAAUCCGAUUAAGGCAGAGCACGUCAAAUCAUGGUCUUCAGGCAAAUAUCCUCUCAUCGAACACGAAUACGAUGCUAUCGUCGUUGGUGCUGGUGGCGCGGGUCUUCGCGCUGCCUUCGGACUUGCGGAAGCUGGUUUCAACACGGCUUGCAUUACCAAACUAUUCCCAACCCGGAGUCACACUGUCGCAGCGCAGGGUGGUAUCAAUGCUGCUCUCGGUAACAUGACGGAAGACGACUGGCGAUGGCACAUGUACGAUACGGUUAAAGGCUCUGACUGGCUUGGUGACCAGGAUGCUAUUCAUUAUAUGUGCCGCGAAGCUCCUGGGUCAAUUAUUGAGCUCGAGCGUUAUGGUGUUCCAUUCUCCCGUACCAAGGAUGGAAAGAUAUACCAGCGUGCCCUUGGUGGUCAGUCUUUGAAUUAUGGGAAAGACGGUCAAGCGUAUCGUUGUGCUGCGGCCGCCGAUCGUACCGGUCACGCCCUCCUCCACACCCUUUACGGCCAGUCACUCCGACACAACACACAGUUCUUCAUUGAAUAUUUUGCACUGGAUUUGAUUAUGCAGGAUGGCGAGUGUGUUGGAGUCAUCGCGCUCAACAUGGAGGACGGUACGCUCCACCGCUUCAGGGCUCAUAAAACGGUCCUCGCAACAGGGGGUUACGGUCGUGCGUAUUUCAGCUGCACGAGUGCACACACUUGUUCGGGUGAUGGUAAUGGAAUGGCUGCUCGUGCUGGCCUUCCUUUGCAGGACCUGGAGUUUGUUCAGUUCCACCCAACCGGUAUCUAUGGCGCUGGCUGCCUUAUUUCUGAGGGUUGUCGUGGCGAGGGAGGCUACCUCUUGAACUCCGAGGGUGAGCGUUUCAUGGAGCGUUAUGCACCCACUGCCAAGGAUCUUGCUUCCCGUGAUGUCGUAUCUCGUUCGAUGACAAUUGAGAUUCGUGAAGGACCUCAGCCAUUUGCCCCUGAAAUUCUCCACGAGAGGUUGCCCGGUAUUUCCGAGACUGCUGCCAUUUUCUCUGGAGUCGAUGUCUCAAAGGAACCCAUCCCAGUGCUACCUACUGUCCAUUACAACAUGGGUGGUAUUCCUACUCGAUAUACUGGCGAGGUGCUGACUGUUGAUGAGAACGGCAAGGACAAAAUUGUCCCUGGUCUGUAUGCAGCUGGUGAGGCUGCGUGUGUGUCAGUUCACGGCGCGAACCGUCUUGGCGCAAACUCCCUCUUGGAUCUCGUCGUCUUCGGUCGUGCGUGUGCUCAACAUAUCACGGAGAACUUGACUCCCGGAAAGCCUCAUCAGGCUAUUCCUGAGGAAGCUGGCCUCGAGUCCGUAGAGUUCUUAGACCAAAUCAGAAAUGCAAAUGGCCCAAAAACUACUGCUGAUUUAAGGUUGGAGAUGCAAAAAGCCAUGCAAUCUGAUGCUGCUCUCUUCCGCACGCAGCAGAGUCUCGACGAAGGUGUUCAAAAGAUCCAUCAGAUAUACAAAUCGUUUGACAAUGUUGGUAUUAAGGAUAGAAGCAUGAUUUGGAACUCUGAUCUGGUUGAGACUCUUGAGCUGCGCAACCUUCUACAGUGUGCAGUCCAAACUAUGACGGCUGCUGCAGCUCGUAAGGAGUCCCGAGGUGCUCACGCUCGUGAGGACUACCCUGAGCGUCAUGAUGAUAAGUGGAUGAAGCACACUCUCACGUGGCAGGAUAAUAUCGACUCACCCGAUGUCACUGUCAAGUACCGUGGUGUAAUUGAUAAGACACUGGAUGAAACUGAAUGCAAGGCAAUCUCACCAUUCAAACGCACAUACUGA
Suillus subaureus is the source of this 1896-nucleotide messenger RNA. RefSeq names its product minor succinate dehydrogenase isozyme, Sdh1p. The record is from RefSeq and is a predicted model, not a curated record. NCBI's taxonomy places the organism in Eukaryota, Fungi, Basidiomycota, Agaricomycetes, Boletales, Suillaceae. Bases 1 to 1896 code for a protein of 631 amino acids. Gene Ontology annotation, biological process: tricarboxylic acid cycle; mitochondrial electron transport, succinate to ubiquinone. The transcript is spliced from 14 exons. Gene Ontology annotation, molecular function: succinate dehydrogenase (quinone) activity; electron transfer activity; flavin adenine dinucleotide binding.